UUACAGGAUGUUAUACCAGAUGCCUCAAAAUAUUGUGGGCCCUACAAACCACAUAGUAUCUUAAAGCAGGACAACCCUUCUUAUAAAGAAACAGGAGAUGAUCACGGUCAUGACACUAUUGGCAUGGUUGUGAUCCACAAGAUGGGGCAUACUGCUGCUGGUACAUCUACAAAUGGUAUAAAAUUCAAAAUACCUGGUCGUAUAGGAGAUUCACCAAUACCUGGAGCUGGGGCCUACGCUGAUGAUACUGCAGGGGCAGCUGCAGCCACUGGGGACGGAGAUAUAUUGAUGCGCUUUCUACCAAGCUACCAAGCUGUAGAAUAUAUGAGAGGAGGAGAAGAUCCAACCAUAGCUUGCCAAAAAGUGAUUUCAAGAAUUCACAAGUAUUAUCCAAAGUUCUUUGGGGCUGUUAUAUGUGCCAAUGUGACUGGGAGUUAUGGUGCUGCUUGCAAUAAACUUUCAACAUUUACUCAGUUCAGUUUCAUGGUUUAUAAUUCUCUAAAAAACCAGCCAACUGAGGAAAAAGUGGACUGCAUCUAAGCCAUCUUUUCUAUCACCGUCUGUCUUUAAAGAAGAAAAGCAAAGGUCUGAAAAGAUUGCUUAUUAUAGUCAUACAGUGUUCCUCAUGUAAUCUAAAGUAGUUUUUUUUUUUUAAAAAAAAGGUACAAAAAUAAAUGUAUGCUAAAGUGGCACUUUCACUUUCUAUUUUUAAAAUGUUUCUAUUAUUCAUUUUUAUUUAUAAUCCCAAUUGACUGAAGACCCUCUUUAAAACCUUGUAUAUCCCCUGAAAAUGAAUAUGUAUAUAUGCAUGUUUUGUAUAUAUUUAAAUUGUAAGUGAUAUUUGGAUUUCUGAUCAAUGUUGUAACAAAUUGCUGCUUUGGAGAUGUAUUUCCACAGUGAAAAGCAUCAUAUUUGGAUACUUAAAUUAAUUAUAGUAUACAAAUUUUUUAAACCCAAAGGAAAAAAACAGAGUCUCAGCAUGAUUAAUCCUUAUUGAAUUUCAGUGCGUUGCAGUGAUAUGUCUCUUCACUGAUUAUUAGUUUUACAUAGUAUUCCCUAAAAGCUUAAAGAAGGAAGAUGAUAUUAAAAAUACAGAUACUUAUUAUUUUGCACACAUUAGAAAAUCUGGGCAGUCUUCUGAAGAGUGUUUAUGUUGAUUUUGUUUGCUUUUUUCCUCUGAUAGAGCUCUCAGUAUGUGAAGGUUCUUAAACUACAAAAAUCUCUGAUCUUUUAGCUGUUAGUAUUUAGUAUUGAUCAUUUCUUUUGAAAAUGAUUUGGGGAGCUUGAUCUGUACUGUAAUUUUACUAAUCUCUUGUGCAGAGGUGGGUAUUGCAAUUAGAAAUAAGCCAAUAUAUAUGUUAUCUAGCUUGAUAUUGUUUUCCCAACCUCUGAAUUAACUGUAUUACUGACGCCCUAUACAAGAAGUUGUAUGUGUGCUUUCUUUACUGGCAUCAUUUUUACCCUCAGAAUCAUUAUCUUUUAAAUCAGGAGUCAUUAAUAAAUCUACAUGUACAAUAUUGUCCUCAAA
Messenger RNA from Carlito syrichta (Philippine tarsier), 1528 nucleotides. It is a transcript of the gene AGA, whose product is annotated as aspartylglucosaminidase. The record is from RefSeq and is a predicted model, not a curated record. Gene Ontology annotation, biological process: protein deglycosylation. The annotation marks the transcript as partial. Gene Ontology annotation, molecular function: N4-(beta-N-acetylglucosaminyl)-L-asparaginase activity. The transcript is spliced from 5 exons. Gene Ontology annotation, cellular component: lysosome. Lineage: Eukaryota; Metazoa; Chordata; Mammalia; Primates; Tarsiidae.